GUCUGCUUUGGGGGAAACUAAGAUAAGCACUGUCCAUGAAAGGGGGACAAGGCAGUGAGCAGACACAGACAACUGCAAGGACCUCUUCCCACAGGUACCACUGACCUGUACAAAUGGGCCCUCAGCUUGAAGACUUAGCUAAUACUCUGAAUGCUCAGAAGAUAGGCAGGGCCAAGGUCUGGGCCUGAGGUAGGUGGGCCCGUCACACUAGUUUGCUCUUGCUUGACCCCAGAGUUGGUUAGAGGCAAGCUCAGGAUACUAAAAAUGGAUAGUUAUAAUGUGCCUUGGGUCCCAGAGUAGCCCAGGUCUCUCAGGCCCUACAGGAUGAGGCCAGAGUGACCCACUGGGAGGUCCCCUGGCCUCUGACUCUUCCAGCACAUUCUCUGCUCAGUAUCACUCCUUCCAGGAAUUCUCCCCACCCAGGUUUGUAGAAGGGCCGGUGCCUUCUGUUCCUCCACCCCCGCUAGCCUCAGUGUACACUGUAAGACCUAUUCCUGCUUUAUGCCCAGGUAAGGGCGCCCCAGGCUGCCCCCACACGACAGAGGCCCAGGCCAUGUCCCCAGUGGCCUCCAGGGGGCGCCGCCGGGAAGCCUGUCAUUGGGCUCCUGGGAGCUCCGCGGAGGUGGGCAGGCGCCGGCCCCUCAAGCCCUCGGGUUCGGCUGGCCUGCUCGACACAGCGGGCGCACCCAGGCUGGGUCGGGCUCAGAACUGCCCCUUGCCAUACACGUGUUGUGUCGCUCGCCGCUGCCUCAUUUCUACUCUUGCCCGAGGUCGGACGCUAAAUUCUGUCAGGCCCAGUGUCCACGUGUCCGUUUAUCUGUCCGUUUGCAUAUGACCGUAGAUCGGCACGCCCUGCUCCAGCUGCGGCAUGUGCAGGGUUAAGGCGAGAGGAGGUUUCCCUGAGUCGGAGGGGGAGGGGGGCGAGGGGCGGACCUGGCCCAGCCCCGCCCCGCGCCGGAGCAGUACCGGAGCCCCGCCAGAGCCCGACUUCAGCCCCAGCCAGAUCCGGCGUCAACGGAGGCGGAACGGUGGACCCCGUACCCUGGCAGCAUCGGAGCACCGGCGGGUGAAGGCAAGGUCCCUGGACUGGUCAUAUACUUCUUGUGGCCCUGGCAGAAUCAAGAUGAGGCCCUGUCAUGCCUCCCCAGUGAGGCCUACAGUCUGAGCAGACAGCAUGGCCUGCCAUUGGCAGUGAACACCAUGUCUGCAGGAGGUGGCCGGGCCUUUGCUUGGCAAGUGUUCCCCCCCAUGCCCACUUGCCGGGUCUAUGGCACAGUGGCACACCAAGAUGGGCACCUGCUGGUGUUGGGGGGUUGUGGCCGGGCUGGACUGCCCCUGGACACUGCUGAGACACUGGACAUGGCCUCGCACACAUGGCUGGCACUGGCACCCCUGCCCACUGCCCGGGCUGGUGCAGCUGCAGUAGUUCUGGGCAAGCAGGUGCUAGUGGUGGGUGGUGUGGAUGAGGUCCAGAGCCCGGUAGCUGCUGUAGAGGCCUUCCUGAUGGAUGAGGGCCGCUGGGAGCGUCGGGCCACCCUCCCUCAAGCAGCCAUGGGGGUUGCAACUGUGGAGAGAGGUGAGUGGCCUCCCAAGGAAGGCACUUCAGAUGGUAUGGUGUAUGCUCUGGGGGGAAUGGGCCCUGACACGGCCCCCCAGGCCCAGGUACGUGUGUAUGAGCCCCGUCGGGACUGCUGGCUUUCGCUACCCUCCAUGCCCACACCCUGCUAUGGGGCCUCCACCUUCCUGCACGGGAACAAGAUCUAUGUCCUGGGUACCCCAAUUCCAUUGACAGGGGGCCGCCAGGGCAAGCUCCCGGUGACUGCUUUUGAAGCCUUUGAUCUGGAGGCCCGUACAUGGACCCGGCAUCCAAGCCUACCCAGCCGUCGGGCCUUUGCUGGCUGCGCCAUGGCUGAAGGCAGCGUCUUUAGCCUGGGUGGCCUGCAGCAGCCUGGGCCCCACAACUUCUACUCUCGCCCACAUUUUGUCAACACUGUGGAGAUGUUUGACCUGGAGCAUGGGUCCUGGACCAAACUGCCCCGCAGCCUGCGCAUGAGGGAUAAGAGGGCAGACUUUGUGGUUGGGUCCCUUGGGGGCCACAUUGUGGCCAUUGGGGGCCUUGGAAACCAGCCAUGUCCUUUGGGCUCUGUGGAGAGCUUUAGCCUUGCACAGCGGCGCUGGGAGGCAUUGCCUGCCAUGCCCACUGCCCGCUGCUCCUGCUCUAGUCUGCAGGCUGGGCCCCGGCUGUUUGUUAUUGGGGGUGUGGCCCAGGGCCCCAGUCAAGCCGUGGAGGCACUGUGUCUGCGUGAUGGGGUCUGAAGGCUUGGUGGGAGCUGUCCACUGGAGUAGCUCAUUGCCAGAGGCAGCUAUUUCUAUGGCUCCUUUUGCUGCUGAGGACACUCACUGUGGGUCUGUGGGAUGAGAGAGGCAUGGGGGUGAGCACUUGAAACACUGCCUUGGGGCCUUGGGUUAGGGGAGCCUUUGUUUUUAGUGCAGGACACACAUAUGCUUACACCUACCUUUAUCACCAUUCGUUCAUGAAUCAUGCCUAGCUCCAUCCUUGCCCUGGGACCUACUAGGCCUUCCAUCCAACUGGGAAAUGGGGAGAAGCAAAGCUGGCCUCAUGCUCUUCAGGGUCAGUUCCUAUCUGGAGUUGACCAGGCCUACCCCAGUUGCCAUUCCUGAAAAAUCUCAGCUGCCAGGCUGCCUUUAGGGUCCCUGUAGACCCAGGAGAGUUGAGAGGGUGGGGGACACAGAGAGAAUAGAGAGGAUGUGGGAACUGCCAGAGGGCUGGAGUGCAGGAGUUCAAGCGGAGGAAUGCUGGCUUUGAGCCCUCUACACUGCUGGUUGUAUGACCUUGGACAAGUCACUUCACCUCUCUGUGCCUCAGCAUCCUCAUCUAUAAAUGGGGAUCUCUGAAACCUUCCUACCCUACCUACCUCACAGGGCUGUUGUGAGGACCCAGGGAGUUUGGAUGUGGAAGUAAAAGUGCUGCUAAAACCUA
Molecule: messenger RNA, 3001 nt
Organism: Pan troglodytes (chimpanzee)
Lineage: Eukaryota; Metazoa; Chordata; Mammalia; Primates; Hominidae
Gene: KLHDC8B
Product: kelch domain containing 8B
Exons: 6
Coding region: 1201-2316 (371 amino acids)
Biological process (GO): mitotic cytokinetic process; nuclear chromosome segregation; mitotic nuclear division
Cellular component (GO): intercellular bridge; midbody; cellularization cleavage furrow
Molecular function (GO): protein binding
Source: RefSeq, a predicted model, not a curated record